Messenger RNA from Saccostrea cuccullata (small rock oyster), 2848 nucleotides. RefSeq names its product major facilitator superfamily domain-containing protein 10-like. Gene Ontology annotation, molecular function: transmembrane transporter activity. The transcript is spliced from 12 exons. The record is from RefSeq and is a predicted model, not a curated record. Gene Ontology annotation, cellular component: brush border membrane. The coding region runs from base 10 to 1386 and encodes 458 amino acids. Gene Ontology annotation, biological process: transmembrane transport. Lineage: Eukaryota; Metazoa; Mollusca; Bivalvia; Ostreida; Ostreidae.
GAAGUCACCAUGACAACAGAAAAGACACAGAAUGGUAAGAGUGAUGCCUCUGACCCAGACAAGGGAGCUAACCGGACCCUGUACGUGGUCUUCCUGUCCCUGGUGAUUGACCUGCUGGGCUUCACCCUGAUCCUCCCCCUCCUCCCCUCCAUACUGGACUACUACGGGACCAAUGAAAAGGACACUUUAUAUAAGAUGAUCAAGGAUUCGGUGACAGGGUUUAGGGAGAUGGUAGGGGCCCCAGACACACCACGGUGGAACUCUGUACUGUUUGGAGGUGUGAUUGGGUCCCUUUUCUCAAUGUUGCAGUUUUUAGCUUCACCCAUAAUGGGUGCAGCCUCAGAUGUCUAUGGCAGGAAACCUGUGCUUGUCAUCUCCAUGGUGGGGGUGGCAGCUUCCUAUGCCCUGUGGGCGGUUUCACACAACUUCACCCUCUUUGUCAUUGCUCGCAUCAUUGGGGGGCUCAGUAAGGGGAACGUCAGUAUAUCUACAGCAGUCAUAGCUGAUAUAUUCCCCCCAGAAAAAAGAGGCAAAGGCAUGGCCUUUGUGGGUGUGGCAUUCUCAGUUGGAUUUGUAUUUGGACCAAUCAUUGGAGCCGUUUUCUCCAGAUUCGCCCGGGAACAACAGGAAGUGUUCUAUACAGCCCCUGCCCUUUUUGCACUUGCUUUAGCCAUCAUAGAUGUUAUUUUUGUUCUUAUGUUUUUCAAAGAAUCACUACCACAACAUAGAAGGGCCAAGUCCAUUUCCUCUGGAUGGCAGAACACAUCACAUCUCAUCAACCCAGUGUCUUUAUUUAAAUUCUCUCCUGUGAAAAAUACAAAUGCUCAAGAUGUGUCUGCGAUGCAGAAGAUAGGUGCUGUGUAUUUUCUGUAUCUUCUGAUGUACUCAGGACUCGAAUUCACACUCACGUUCCUCACUCACAACAGGCUCAACUACGACAGUAUGCAACAAGGGAAGAUGUUUUUCUUUUUGGGGACCAUUAUGGCUUUAGUGCAGGGUGGUUAUGUGAGAAGGAUACCUGCAGGGAAAGAAGUGAAGAUAGCCACCCUGGGAAUGACGAUGCUCAUCCCAGCCUUUGUGUGCAUGGCCUUUGCCUACAGUGCUAGCAUGAUGUACAUAGGACUGACAUUGUUUGCCUUUGCUUCAGCCACAGUUGUUCCUUGUCUGACAACACUGAUCUCAGGAUUUGGAGGCACGGAUCAGAAGGGGGUGGUGAUGGGAGUGUUCAGAUCUCUAGGGGCUCUAGCCAGAGCUUUCGGUCCUGUCUUAUCCAGUAUAGUGUACUGGAGCUGUGGAGACAAAGUCUGUUACAUAUCAGGAGCAGUUCUACUUAUCAUUCCUUAUGUCAUGCUCAGAAAGAUCAAAGGUUCCUCACACACAGCCUAACAAGCUCUCUGAUUGGUCACUACCUUCAAUCUUAUUUGUUACAGCAUCUGUGAUUGGUCCACAUUAAAGAGAGAUCUCAAGCAUUACCAUUGGUCCAUAUCUUCUUUGUUAAAGUAACAUUGCAGCAUUCUUACCUUAAAUAAACAUUUUUUUCAUAAAACUUACAGACAGCAUAUAUCAUGGUGCUUUUCUGAGUAUAUCAUACAAAUGUACAUUUAGAACUCUUAAUCAAACUUUUAUUUACAACAUCUUUUAUUCCUGAAUUACUGAUGAAAAGUCUGUUUAGUUUUAUUAAUCAUUUUCUGUUAAUAUCAGUUAUUCCCAUUUUUACUGGUUACAUGAUAAAGUAAGUUGUGAACCUUAAAUGCACAUGUAUUUUUUAAAGUGAAACAAAAGUUGAUUCAUUUUCAAUGUUGGUAUGGAGCCAGGAGGCUGUUGAUUAUUCACCUUGUUGUGGGGUAUUUGUAGAACAUAUCAUUACUGCUGAGACUAUAAUGACAAUAAUAUAUCUAGUCCAUGACAAAAUUAAGAAUUCUUGUUUACAUGUGCCAUUCUAUUUUCUAGCAGAAUAUACCUGGUACUACAUUGUACAUGUAUAUUGGUUACUUAAUUUAUACAGUACUUACACAAAGAAUCAGUGAAAUGUUUGGAGGUUUAGGUUAAGGAUUUUAUAUUCUUGUUCUGGUUGGUUUGUUUACAUUAUGUAUUGUAUACAUAUUGUAUGCAUAUGUUUAAGUGAUGUUUGCAGGAUAAAUAUAUUUAUGUUUCAGAGUAGUUUUUUGUGCAAUUGUUAAAUAAUACUGUUCUGUAAACUUGUAUGUGAUAAAGUUUUCGUCUUCCAAUGUAUCUUUUUGUAAGAAGUACAGUUGUCUGCUCUUGAGGAUUUAUUCAGGGAAUUGUUUGGUAUAACCUUGUUUCAAGGUCAUUCUACAAAGAAAGUUCAAGGUUACUGCCAGAAAAAAACUCAGACAUUUCUUUUCUAUGUUAUCAUAUUAAGAAGAAUCAUGACAAGCUCCAUCUGUAGAGAGAUUGCUUUGGACAUGAGUGUUUGUCUCAACUUUGACCUCAGGUUCUUCUGGCAAGUUCAAGGUCAAGGGCAGAAAAAGAUAUACACGUCCAGUAACUUCUUGUCUGAGCUAUAACAUGCAUUUAGCAAUGGAGAAUCAUUGGAAGUUUUAAAAUUUUUAAAAUGAAAAAAAAAUUAUUCCGAUAAAUUUUCCUAGAAAUCUUGAAGUGAUUCGACUGCUGGCAUUAAUGUAUUACAAUGAUAUAUGCUGUAGUGUUGAACAUUCGAUUUUUAAUGUAUUGUUGAUAUUUCCUGUUUCUAUUAAUAAAAUUUGCUAAGAAUAUAUGGAAUGAGGUGUCAAGUGUGCUUGUUAAUGAAUAUGUUACUAAAAAUGAAAAGACUUUUAUAUAUUUUUCUAAUCUGUCAUGAUUGUUGAGUGUAAAUUUUAAAACCUUG